Messenger RNA from Paecilomyces variotii, 1363 nucleotides. RefSeq lists its product as hypothetical. The transcript is spliced from 2 exons. Lineage: Eukaryota; Fungi; Ascomycota; Eurotiomycetes; Eurotiales; Thermoascaceae. The record is from RefSeq and is a predicted model, not a curated record. The coding region runs from base 250 to 1260 and encodes 336 amino acids.
CACUUGUUGCAGAAGUAUUCUAGAUCAACCUGCAUUGUUUCAUCAAUUGUGCAAUGUCCAUACUCUAGUUGCCUGACUCUUCUAUUAUCUCUCAAUAUAUAGGGAGUUUUGUAGAUAGCUCUCCUUCUAUCUUCUCUCUGCUCAGUUUACACUGUUCUUUCUCAUCACAGAAGGCGCCCGUUACCUACUACUUGUACUGCUGGUUAUCUACACUGCUGAACUGCUUCAUGAUAUCCCAAUUUCUUAGCUAUGUCUGCACUCAUCAAUCUUGUCAAGUCUCGCCUCAAUCCGCCCGCAGAACCGACAUCAGUCUCGUUUGCGGGUAAGACCAUCCUCUUGACGGGUGCGACGUCAGGGCUGGGUUUCGAAGCAGCGAUCAAGUUUCUCAACCUGGGUGUCUCCACCUUGAUCAUAGGUGGUCGGAAUAUUGACCGAUGCAAUCAAGCCAAGGCUGAGCUGGAGAAACGGACAAAUCGUCCUGGCGCAGUACAAGCAUGGCUCCUCGACAUGAACAGCUUCCAAAGUGUCGUCGAGUUUGCCGAACGAGCGCGUAAGGAGCUCCCUCGAUUAGAUAUCGCAGUACUUAAUGCUGGCCUAUUUCAUCGUGCUUACAAUGUCUCGAGCGAUGGAUGGGAGGAGACUCUGCAAGUCAACGCCUUAUCGACUGCGCUGCUAGCGCUGCUGCUUCUUCCGAAACUGCGAGAGAGCACUUCCGAUUCGGAACCUGCACAUUUGACGAUCACGUCUAGUUACCAGUUCACGCGUGUCAAGGCUGAGAGUCUAAGGACCGAUGGGAGACUCCUCGAGCAUCUCAACGACCCAAAGAGAUUCAGCGGUGGCAAGCAAUAUGGAAUCUCAAAGCUUCUCCUAGAAUAUGCCAUCAAGAACAUUGCGCGACUGACGAGGAACGACGAUGGUACUCUCCAGGUUAUUGUGAACUCUGUCAGCCCAGGAUUCUGCGGGUCCAGCCUGGGUCGGCAGUUCAACAGGUUCUACGAGAGAUGGGCAACAUGGCUGCUCUACAAGCUCUUUGCUCGCACUCCAGAGGAAGGCAGUCGGUCGCUCGUGAGCGCUACCUACCAAGGUGUGGAAUCUCAUGGGAAAUGCUGGAGGAGUGAUGGAUAUCUUGACGAAUCUAGGACGCUCACGACCGGUACAGAGGGAGAAAUGUUGAAGGAAAAGGCUUGGAAGGAGAUUAUCGAAGUUCUCAAGCCCCAGGCUGCCGAGGUAGAACAGAUCGCAGGGAGCAUCUCAGGCUAGCAAGCUCCAGGACUGAGGAGGUAUUACCAGAUUCUCUAUCUAUGCUUGUCAUCAAUUCCCGUGAAAUGGAGGCAUGUCGGAUACUGCCAGCAGGUCAUGAUGA